Messenger RNA from Balearica regulorum gibbericeps (East African grey crowned-crane), 1534 nucleotides. Its product is annotated as olfactory receptor 5AR1. Gene Ontology annotation, biological process: G protein-coupled receptor signaling pathway. Gene Ontology annotation, cellular component: membrane. The record is from RefSeq and is a predicted model, not a curated record. Gene Ontology annotation, molecular function: olfactory receptor activity; G protein-coupled receptor activity. NCBI's taxonomy places the organism in Eukaryota, Metazoa, Chordata, Aves, Gruiformes, Gruidae.
AUGGCAGAAAGCAAUUGCACCCAAGCGACUGAGUUCAGCUUAACGGAGUUCACAGACAACCCGGUGACUCAGGUCACUCUCUUUCUGAUGUUUCUUGUCACCAUCCUGGGGAACCUUGGGAUGAUCGCAUUAAUCAGGGCCAGCCCUCAGCUCCACUCCCCCAUGUAUUAUUUCCUGGGAAACCUGGCGUUUGUAGACCUCUGUUCUUCCACCAUCAUCACCCCCAAGAUGUUGAUUGACUUUAUAUCAGAGAAGAAGGGCAUUACUUAUGCUGGGUGCGUGGCUCAGGUGUUCAUUUUUGAUCUUUUUGGGAUGACAGAAUGCUUCCUGCUGGCUACGAUGGCGUAUGACCGUUACAUGGCCAUUUGCCAUCCCCUGGUGUAUCCCCUUGUCAUGUCCCCAAAAUGCUGUUUCCAGCUGGUGACUGGGUCGUAUCUCGUGGGGUUGACAAAUGGCAUGGGACAGACUAUCGGCAUGUCCAAUUUAUCCUUCUGUGGCUCCAGCGUCAUUGACCUGUUCUUCUGUGACAUUUCCCCUCUGAUAUCCCUCUCGACCUCCGACAUCACCCUCAGCCACAUUAUCCUAAGAAGGAACCACUCAAGUGUGACUGAAUUUGUCCUUCUGGGCUUCACCGACCUGCAGGAGCUGCUCUUUGUGAUAUUUUUGCUCAUCUACAUCACCACGCUGGUGGGGAACCUGGGGAUGAUCAUCCUCAUCAGGACCAACUCUCAGCUUCACGUGCCCAUGUACUUCUUCCUCAGCCACCUCUCUUUCCUGGACAUCUGCUAUUCUUCAUCCAUCGUGCCGAAGCUCCUGACAGGCCUCCUUGCUGAGAGAAAUGUCAUUUCUUUCAAUGGUUGCAUCACGCAGUUUUUCUUCUUUGCAGUAUUCGGCACCACAGAAGCCAUCCUUCUGGCCGUCAUGGCGUACGAUCGCUACGCAGCCAUCCGUGAGCCUCUGCACUACUUGGCUGCCAUGUCCCAUGGGGUCCGUGUCCAGCUGGUGGUGGGCUCCUACACUGCCGGGAGCCUGAAUGCCCUCGUGCACACCAGCGCUCUCCUCCGACUCUCUUUCUGUGGUCCAAAUGUUGUCAAUCAUUUCUACUGUGAAAUCCCACCGCUCCUGCUACUCUCGUGCUCCAGCACCUGGCUCAAUGAGAUGAUGAUGGCCACAUGCAUUGGCUUCAUCAUAACAACCUCAGUCUUGGCCAUCAUCGUCUCCUACACCUGCAUCCUGCUCACCAUCUGGAGCAUCCGCUCUGUAGAGGGCAGGCACAAAGCCUUCUCCACCUGCACUUCCCACCUCAUGGCUGUUGUCCUCUUCUACGGUUCUGCGGCUUUCUUGUAUUUCCAUCCCUUUUCCAAACACACAGAUCAAGGGAAAACAGCCUCCAUCUUCUACACCAUGGUGACCCCCAUGCUCAACCCUUUCAUCUACAGCCUGAGGAACAAGGAGGUGAGGACCACCCUCAGAAAAUCUACGAACAAGCUUCUCUUGCAUGUAUUUCCACAGGUCCCGCUCCAACCAAACCAAA